CUUUGCCGACAGCCUCGCGUGGCAACCGUUUCCUGUUCUUUUACGAAGAGUCUUCGUCGACGCACGUCGUGUUUGCGGGUGUUUAGCGAGUGAGCUGCCAAAGUUCGAGUUCCAAACAUGGUCCGUAUCAGCGUGCUGGCCGAUGCCCUGAAGUGCAUCCACAAUGCGGAAAAGCGUGGCAAGCGCCAGGUGCUUAUCCGACCGAACUCGAAGGUCGUGGUCAAGUUCCUGACCGUCAUGAUGAAGCAUGGAUACAUCGGCGAGUUUGAGAUUGUGGACGAUCAUCGCAGCGGCAAGGUUGUCGUCAAUCUGACUGGUCGCCUGAACAAGGCCGGUAUCAUCUCGCCCCGUUUUGACGUCAAGCUGGAUGACAUCGAACGGUGGAUGAAUAAUCUGCUACCCUCCCGUCAGUUUGGCUACGUCGUCCUGACUACCAGCGGUGGUAUAAUGGACCACGAGGAAGCCAGACGGAAACAUCUUGGUGGAAAAAUUCUGGGAUAUUUCUUCUAAAUUGCACACCGAGUUGAGAGGCCAACUAAUACGACCAGCGCCUCACAAACAAAAUCUGCGGUGGAGGGAACAGCACAGCGUGCGCGGACCUAAUCGAUAAUCGCAAACGCAACACCCGGUUCAUGCAAACAAAUGUGAACGAAUUUGACGUGUUAUUUACAUAAGUUUUCGUUCGAAAGGUGUCGCCGGUUGAUUUUUUUUCUAUUGGUUUUUUGCUGCAGUUUUUUAAGGUGAAAAAGUAUAUGACUGGAAACGCUGGUUUGAUGAGACCGCAAAUAUAGGAGAAGCGCAAUGUACCUACCGUCAAA
This is a messenger RNA of Anopheles moucheti, 818 nucleotides long. Its product is annotated as 40S ribosomal protein S15Aa-like. The record is from RefSeq and is a predicted model, not a curated record. Gene Ontology annotation, biological process: translation. The transcript has 3 exons. Gene Ontology annotation, cellular component: cytosolic small ribosomal subunit; ribosome. Lineage: Eukaryota; Metazoa; Arthropoda; Insecta; Diptera; Culicidae. Bases 118 to 510 code for a protein of 130 amino acids. Gene Ontology annotation, molecular function: structural constituent of ribosome.